Notodromas monacha is the source of this 1692-nucleotide messenger RNA. The record is from the annotation of a GenBank genome assembly. Lineage: Eukaryota; Metazoa; Arthropoda; Ostracoda; Podocopida; Cyprididae.
AUGGAUGGCAAUUCAGACGACGAGACAUUCACUGUCGAGAAAGUCGUGGAUCGUAAAGUGGAGAAUGGAGUCGUCUCUUAUUUGGUGAAAUGGAAAGACUUCGGUGAAGAAGAUAACACAUGGGAGGAAGACGAAAACCUACAAUGUCGCGAUCUCAUUGAUGCUUACAACAAAGGGGUUGAAGAAGCUAAAACUAAGAAACUACCUCCACCUGCCUCAGAAUCCCUGCCAGAAAGUAACUCGAAAUCAGAAGGUGAUGGAAGGAAAUCUGAAAAAGAAAAUGUGUUACCCGAGAGUAAAUCAUCAUUGGAGACCUCGGAAGCGGAGAGGAAUGUGACUCGCGAUGGGUCCAGUGAGGUGGACAAUCGUCUUCUAGAAAUUAAAAGCGGUUUCGAUCGCGGUCUGAAACCCGAAAGAAUAAUAGGUGCCACGAGGAAGUUGGGUUCUCUCAUGUUCUUGAUGAAGUGGGAACGUUCCAAAGAAGCCGAUUUGGUACCCGCGUCUGAAGCCAACCGACGAUGUCCUCAAACCGUCAUCCAAUUCUACGAGGAGCGACUUUCGUGGGGCGCGAUUAAAAAAAAAUUGGAUAUCGUGAAUCAGUCGUCGUUCUUAAUCCUUGAUAACGUGCGAUUUUCCUCUUUGCUGAUCAAAUGGCUCAAGUUUCCGCAGAGAAUAAUGGAAACAGAAGUUUCCGAGUGGGGAUUUGUCGAAAAGGUGGAGAGAAUUUCGGAUUACAAAGGCCGCGGGCGGGAGUGUUACGUAAAAUGGCUGGGUUACGGGCGAGAGCACAAUACUUGGGAGCCAAUCGGAAACAUAAUGAAAGUGGCUCCGAUGAAAGUUGAGGAAUUCUACAAUCGCAAGCGGAAAAACUCCAAAAAAGGCACGUGCUUCGUGCGGAAACGUAGAGGGACUCGGAAGACUAGAUCUUUGGAUACGCAGCUAACGACUCCCAGUGGACGAAAAUCUUCGGAAGGUACAUCCAGUAAUAUCCGAGAUAGUGUUGUCAGUGAAACCGAUCCGUACGUCUGUGGAAGCAAAGAAAAUGCUUCCGGUACUGCCGAAUCGUCAGUGGAAAAUGGUUUGGUUUCCCGGAACCACGAGUCAGUUAUCGAAUGUAAGCCAUACGCAAUUGUCUGUUGUUUUACCCCGAAAGAGAAAACGGUUCUCUCACCCGAAGUCGCUUUACCAAACGUACCGCAUGUUGUACUUGCGUGUGAAGGUCCCAAAAUCGGUAAACUAUUGACUCUAGAAGAGGCGAAACUUCUGUAUCCGUUUGCAUGGAGUGACUUUUUGGCGAAUAGUGUUGACGUGGUUCGCUGAGCUCAGUCCUAUCUUCUGGAGUCUUCCCUGUGAAUCGAGCAGAUAAGAAUUGUGAUGUUAAUUCGGCAGAUUUCCGGGGAGUAUACGGAGCAGAAAUCGUUUCCCGGGAGAUCUUUAUGCGUUCGUAUUUUUUAAUUGGCAUUGUAUUGGAAGAUCGCACCACAUGUGAUUUUUUUUUCACUGUGUACAGUAUUUUUUCAUGUCGUAUUUUCCGAGUGUGGCGUGUGAAAACUGAAGGCAUCUGAUUCGUGGCCAAAUAAGCCCGAAAAGCUUGGUAUACCGGCACGCUUUAGAAAUGUUGCUUCCUUCUGUGCUAAUCCCGAAAACUGUCUGAAGUUUUCUGCCAUUCCAAUUAAAUGAUUGCGUUGCUGA